Molecule: messenger RNA, 2583 nt
Organism: Danio aesculapii
Lineage: Eukaryota; Metazoa; Chordata; Actinopteri; Cypriniformes; Danionidae
Gene: htr1d
Product: 5-hydroxytryptamine (serotonin) receptor 1D, G protein-coupled
Exons: 2
Coding region: 933-2093 (386 amino acids)
Biological process (GO): smooth muscle contraction; regulation of behavior; chemical synaptic transmission
Cellular component (GO): plasma membrane; dendrite
Molecular function (GO): G protein-coupled serotonin receptor activity; neurotransmitter receptor activity
Source: RefSeq, a predicted model, not a curated record
GGGACAGUGUACUAUUGCGUAUAGGCUCGUUGCUUCGCACUAAAAGAGAAAUAUCUAUUUUAUUUUCAGGUGUUGAGCACAUUCUUUUUGCGCUUUUCAUAACGAUAUACGCUGUGAAGUGUCUUUUCGUGUGGCUUAGGAGUCCCCUGUAACUAUGCGCGAUUUUUAACCACACACGUCGUGCUGGAUAAGGCGCAUCGCACAGUUUGUCUGACCUUUACCAUUUAAAAGUAACAAUUAUUUUGGAUACUCGACUUGAAAUGGACUGAUGACUUUGAUGUGAAGACUCGCCCGUGAUGAAAUGAUGGAAAUCUGCAACUUAAGUUUGAUCUUCAGUUGGAUUGAUUUCUUUCAUCUGGACUAACACCUACACAGGGCCAAAACGAGAACUUUUUACAGCUUUUGGUGUUCUGGGAAACUGCAAAACCAGCCAUCAGUGGAUGUACAGGGAAUGAAGGAAUAUUCUGUGCCAUUAGUCCAAAACAACAGAGCUUCUGCCGACCAACUGGAGAAUAAUUUAAAAAGUCUUCCAGCAGUUCAUAAGACCCAAAAUUGAGGCAUCUCCCAUUCUUAUGGCAGAAUAAGGGACAAUAAAGAAAAUAAUGAGCAGUGAUUUAAGGGCUAAAGGAAUAUUUUUAUAACUUACAGUUAAGCACAAGGGGUAAUGCCGGCCCCUUGUUUGUUCUGUGGCAUUUAACUUGCUGGGUUUCAAAAACAAAGCAAAAAGAGCACAAUAAGAGUCACAGCACCUUCAACCAUGAAUUACCGCUCACAUUUAUCAGCCAUGACCUUCACAAAUGUAAAGCAUUACCAAUAUCUCCAACAGCCGAACUAGAAUUACUUUCACCUCAAGAUGUUUUCAUGGGAUAAUUAAUCCUUAACACCAAAUAAAUCAUGCAUAGAUGAUGUGAAGCGCUGCUGAACCAUGCAACAUGGAUCUGUUCAACAGCUCCGAUGAGUUUUUCCUCAUCAACACCACAGUCAGUCCCACAACCCUGGAGUCCUGGGACGACGCCACGCUUCUCAGUCUGCAGAUCUCCAUCUCUGCCAUGUUAGCAAUCGUCACUUUGGCCACAGCUCUGUCCAACGCUUUCGUAAUCGCCACGAUUUUCCUCACACGCAAGCUUCACACCCCUGCCAACUUCCUGAUUGGCUCUCUCGCAGCGACGGACCUCCUGGUGUCUAUUUUAGUCAUGCCGAUCAGCAUCGUCUACACGGUCAGUAAGACUUGGACUCUGGGUCAGAUUGUGUGUGAUAUCUGGCUAUCGUCUGAUAUAACGUUCUGCACGGCCUCCAUCCUGCAUCUAUGCGUGAUCGCAUUGGACCGAUAUUGGGCCAUCACGGAUGCCUUGGAGUACUCGAAACGGAGAACCAUGCGGCGAGCGGCAUUGAUGAUUGUUAUAGUAUGGGUGAUCUCCGUCUCCAUCUCUUUACCUCCUCUAUUCUGGCGGCAGGCGAAGGCUCACGAGGAGCUCACGGAGUGCAUGGUCAACACCGACCAGAUCUCCUACACGCUCUAUUCUACAUUUGGCGCCUUUUAUGUUCCCACAGUUCUCCUAAUGAUCCUCUACGGACGUAUCUAUGUGGCAGCUCGCUCCAGGAUCUUCAAAACACCGGCGACCAGCGGAAAGCGCUUCACUGCUGCUCAGCUCAUCCAGAACUCGGCAGGCUCUUCGCUUUGCUCGCUGAACUCCACUUCUAAUCAGGAGGGACAUCUUCAUGCUGGAGGAGGAGGAGGUGGUGGUGGUGGUGGAGGAGGAGGAGGAGGGUCUCCUCUUUUCACGAACAGUGUGAAAGUGAAGCUGGCUGACAGUGUGCUGGAAAGAAAGCGUCUUUGUGCUGCUCGAGAGAAGAAGGCCACCAAGACUCUUGGGAUUAUCCUGGGUGCGUUUAUAGUGUGCUGGCUCCCAUUCUUCGUGUUUACACUGGUGAUGGGUGUCUGUAAAGACUGCGGGUUUCAUCCUGUGCUCUUUGAUGUGUUCACCUGGCUGGGAUACCUCAACUCGCUCAUCAAUCCAGUCAUCUACACUGCCUUCAAUGACGACUUCAAACAAGCCUUCCACAAACUCAUCAAGUUUAAAAGAUGCUACUGAUGUUACACAUCGCUGCCCUGUGUUUUGACACCUUCACGACUUAAUUAGCGGAUUUCUGCAGAAAACAUCCGAAUCCUGUGAACAUUUGUCUGUCAUAUGAUGUGGAGGAGCCAAUGUAUCCUGUCGUUAGUUUUUCAGUGAGCUCCUAAACGCGCACAUAGUGUCCGGUCGAUGUGGAUUACUGUUCUCACAAGACAGCUUGUAAAAUAUUGUGCCAUAUUGUUGAUGCUUCCUUGUAGUUUAAGAAUGCAUGCUAAGAUUACCAAUCCUUCGCUAGAGAGCAAUGUUCUCUUGUCUCUGUAAACAAUAGCUGUCUAUAAACUGCUUUAAUUACCAGGAACAGACAGAAAUUAAAUCGAGAGUUUAUUUAAAACAGAUAUAAAUAAAUAAAGAUUGGUGUUCCCAUUGGAACAUAUACCAUAUAUGGGCCACCGUGGGCCAUGCUGAAGAUCACGGACAUUAGCCUAGCCUCCCUAAAUAAAAAUGUUCA